AACAUGGCGGAUGUCCAGUAGUUUGACAAUGUUGUUGUUGUUACUGACGUGAACAAAUAUCAAUUCUACUCAUUCGAAAAUCGAUAACUAGGAUUAUUGAGAAUGUUGAAAUAGUCCAGGACAAUCCAGGAUGUUUAUCAAGCAGGUAAUUAUUCAGGGAUUCAAGUCCUACAGAGAGCAAACAGUUGUGGAGCCAUUCGAUCCAAGACACAACGUGGUGGUAGGUCGAAAUGGAUCCGGCAAGAGUAAUUUCUUCUACGCAAUUCAAUUCGUCCUCUCCGACGAGUUCUCCCACCUCCGUCCAGACCAGCGUCAGGGUCUCCUGCACGAGGGUACAGGACCCCGGGUGAUAUCAGCACACGUGGAGAUAAUCUUCGACAACUCCGACGGUCGUCUGCCGAUCGACAAGGAUGAGGUGUACCUACGUCGUGUAAUCGGUUCAAAAAAGGACCAGUACUUCCUGAACAAGAAAAACGUUACGAGAUCGGACGUGAUGAAUCUCCUGGAGUCAGCAGGUUUCUCCCGUUCGAACCCCUACUACAUCGUGAAGCAGGGAAAAAUCAAUCAGAUGGCAACAGCCCCUGACUCCCAACGUCUGAAGCUUCUCCGAGAGGUGGCAGGUACUCGUGUCUACGACGAUCGUCGUGAGGAGUCCAAAUCGAUCCUCAAAGAGACCGAAGGAAAACUCGAGAAGAUCGACGACUUCCUGAGGACGAUUGAGGAGCGUCUCCAGACGCUGAAGGAGGAGAAGGAGGAGCUUAAGGAGUAUCAACGGUGGGACAAGCAGAGACGUUGUCUCGAGUACACGAUUCACGAGCGUGAGCUGAAGGAUAAUAAACGAAAGCUGGAGGAUCUCGAGGCAUCGAGAGCCAACAGCGGUGCAGAGCAGGCACGUCUCGGUGCCGAGGCUAAAACAGCUCAGGAAAAUGUUAGAUCUGCCUCGAAACGCCUGAAGGAAGCCAAGAAAGAAGUGCAGAGUGCUAAGGAGGAGAGGGACACCCUGAGUGCCGAGCAGCAGCAGUUGCUCAAGGAGAAGACUAAACUCACACUGACAAUCAACGAUCUUCUUGAAGAAGUCAAGGGUGACAAUGACAGCAGAAAGAGAGCGCAACAGGAGUUGGAGAAGCUCAAAGAGAAUAUUGCCCUGAGGGAGAAGGAGCUGGAGAAAAUACGCCCUGAGUACGAGGAGAUGAAGAGGAGGGAGGAGGAGUAUACCAGGGCGAUGGCACUCAAGGAGCAGAAGAGGAAGGAGUUGUAUGCUAAACAGGGUAGAGGAUCACAAUUCACCAGUAAAGAUGACAGAGACAAGUGGAUUCAGAAUGAGCUCAAACAGCUGACCAAGCAGAUAAAGGAUAAAGAGGAUCAUCAGAAAAAAAUCAGUGAGGAUUUAAAAAAAGAUGGUGAGAAGCAGAAGGAUCUUGAGAAGAAGAUCGAGGAGUACACGAAGGAAAUGGAGAAGCAGAGGGCGUCUAUUGACGAGCAUAACAAACAUUAUUACGAAUUGACGAAACAGAAAGACGCCUGUCAGGCCCAGAGGAAGGAGCAGUACAGAAAAGAGAGUGUUUUACAGUUAAAUUUAUCAGGACUGAAGGAAGAUCUGGCUAAAGCUGAUCAGAGUCUCAGGUCGAUGGCUGGUAAACCCAUUCUCAAUGGGCGGGAUUCUGUCAGAAGAGUUCUGGAGACAUUCAAAGAACGACCUGACAUGGCCCACGAGGUGAACUCUUAUUAUGGGCCUGUUAUCGAGAAUUUUGAUUGCGAUAAAAGUGUUUAUAUGGCUGUGGAGGUGACUGCUGGUAACAGAUUGUUCCAUCACAUCGUUGAGACUGAUAAAUUCGGUACGAAGAUCCUCAAGGAGAUGAACAAUCAGAGACUGCCUGGAGAAGUGACUUUUAUGCCACUCAAUCGUCUUCAUGUCAAGAUCAUUGAUUAUCCUGACACGAGUGACGCCAUCCCCAUGAUCUCGAAACUCAAUUAUGAUUCUAAAUAUGACAGGGCGAUGAGGUACAUCUUUGGGAAGACACUUAUAUGCAGAAACUUGGAGGCUGCCACAAAUCUUGCGAGGACAUCUGGUCUGGAUUGUGUGACACUCGAGGGUGAUCAGGUGUCGUCAAAGGGUUCACUCACUGGUGGUUAUUUCAAUACUCUGAGAUCGAGGCUGGAGAUCCAGAAGACGAGAUCAGAGCUGAUGGCACAGAUUGCCACGAUGGAGAACGAGUUGUCGACACUCAGGGAGGAAAUCAAGAAAGCUGAUCAGAAUAUAUCGUCGUACGUCAGUGAAAUGCAGAGGACAGAGACGAAGAACAGUAAAGCGAAGGAUAUAUAUGAUAAGAUGAAGGCGGAGAUCAGGUUGAUGAAGGAGGAGUUGUCGGCUAUUGAGAGGUAUAGGACUCCAAAGGAGAGGAGUUUGGCGCAGUGCACGUCGAAUCUCGAGGCAAUGAGGGCGACCAAAGAGGGUCUCGAGAGUGAACUCCAUCAGGAUUUAAUGGCUCAGCUGUCGGUGGCUGAUCAGCGACAGGUUGAUACCCUCAAUGAUGAAAUCAGAACCCUGACGAAGGAGAAUAAAGAGGCGUUUGCUAAACGUAUGAGGCUCGAAGCUGAAAAGAAUAAGUUAGAGAAUCUUCUCACUAAUAAUCUUCAUCGUAGGAAGGAUGAGCUCGUUCAGGCACUCCAGGAGAUAUCGGUUGAGGACAGGCAGAGACAGCUGGAGACGUGCAAAGCACAGCUGUCGGAUAUUGAGAAGAGAUUGGUCAAGGUCAACAGUGAUUUUAAGUCUAUGAAUGAAAGGGUUAGUAGUGCUACGAAAAAACAGAAGGCUGAGUCUGCGGAGGUUGAGAAAUGGAAGAGCAAGGAGAAAGAGGUCCAGGAGAAAAUCGAGUCUGAUGCCAAGGAUCUUGAGAAACUCGCAAGUAAACAGAAUAUUCUUCAGCAGAAAAUCACCGAGUGCACGCAGAAGAUCACUGAACUUGGGGCUCUACCAUCACCUGAGGCGUAUGAAAAAUUUGGAAAUAUGUCCACCAAGCAGCUCUUCAAGGAGAUGGAGAAGGCUAAUAAUCAGUUGAAGAAGUACAGUCAUGUUAACAAGAAGGCGUUGGAUCAGUUUAUGUCAUUCAGCGAUCAGAAGGAGAAAUUGGUGAAGAGGAAGGAGGAGCUCGACAGAGGGGAUGAGAAGAUCAAGGAACUCAUGAACGUCUUGGAGAUGAGAAAGUGCGAGGCCAUUCAGUUCACCUUCAAACAAGUCAGCAAGUACUUCAGUGAAGUAUUUAAGAAACUCGUGCCAACAGGACAUGCACAGCUCGUUAUGAAAACAGCUGAUGGAGAAGAAGGGGAUGAUGAUACCUCCACUGCUGCUGAUUCUGAUAGAUUCAUUGGUGUUGGCAUCAGGGUAUCGUUCACUGGGCAAAAAGCUGAGAUGAGGGAGAUGAAUCAAUUAUCUGGUGGACAGAAGUCACUUGUUGCUCUUGCUUUGAUUUUUGCCAUUCAGAAAUGCGAUCCAGCGCCUUUUUAUCUGUUUGAUGAGAUCGAUCAGGCACUCGAUGCACAACACAGAAAAGCUGUUGCUGAUAUGAUCCAUGAGUUAAGCUCUGAUGCACAAUUCAUCACCACGACUUUCAGACCUGAGCUACUGCAGCAUGCCAAUAAAUUUUAUGGUGUUAAAUUCAGAAAUAAAGUCUCUCACGUCGAGUGUGUCACCAGGGAAGAAGCAGCUGAUUUCGUUGAGGAUGACACUACACACGGAUAAAAAACAUUAUUGCCCAUAUUUAUUUUUAUUAUGACGAAAAAUUGGUUAUCUAUUUCAGAUAGUUUUUUCUGUAUUGAAUUUGUAGAGAUUCUGUCAAUUCAUUUGCUCUCGUCUUUGUAAUUUUGAAGGAGGUGACAAUUUUGCAAGAAAUAAAAUUUUAAGA
Messenger RNA from Fopius arisanus, 3902 nucleotides. RefSeq names its product structural maintenance of chromosomes 3 (gene SMC3). Gene Ontology annotation, cellular component: mitotic cohesin complex; chromosome. NCBI's taxonomy places the organism in Eukaryota, Metazoa, Arthropoda, Insecta, Hymenoptera, Braconidae. The record is from RefSeq and is a predicted model, not a curated record. Gene Ontology annotation, biological process: mitotic sister chromatid cohesion. The coding region runs from base 131 to 3739 and encodes 1202 amino acids. Gene Ontology annotation, molecular function: cohesin loader activity; protein binding; double-stranded DNA binding. The transcript has 2 exons.